Molecule: messenger RNA, 1186 nt
Organism: Panicum virgatum (switchgrass)
Lineage: Eukaryota; Viridiplantae; Streptophyta; Magnoliopsida; Poales; Poaceae
Exons: 9
Coding region: 76-705 (209 amino acids)
Source: RefSeq, a predicted model, not a curated record
AGAGGCCGCGCAGCAAAAGAGAGGCCACCAGGGGAGCGAAGAGGAUAGCUUUCCCCGUCCUCGCCGCCGGCGCCGAUGGCCGCGACACCCGCAGCCGCCAUUGUCCUCCACCGCGUGCUCGUCGCACGCUCCGCUGCCGCCAUCCCCCUCCACCGUGCGCCGGCGCCGGCGCCGCGCGGUCCCGCCUCCAUCUCGGUGGCGCCGCCGAGGAGACGGCGGUGGCGUGGCCCGCUCCGGUCGCUGCCUCCCGAAGGAGCUCCGGCCGAGCUGAUGGAAGAGGACUCCAAGUUCGUGCCGUUGAACGCGGAUGAUCCGAUGUACGGCCCACCGGCGCUAUUGCUUAUCGGAUUUGAUAAAGGCGAAACUGACAAGAUUCAGGCCUUCCUGAAAGAGCUUGAAGGUGAAUUCCUCAAGGUGAUUCAUUGUACCGAGGAGAUGACAAAGCAAACCUUGUGGGAUGCCAUGCACACUGAGCAGCCUAAUUUAGAAGCUGUGAAGAUUGCAGACUCACUGCCAAGGAUAUGCGUAUUUUCUGGUCUGACUGGUGAGGAGAUGAUGAUGUUCAUCAACGCCUUCCCAGAAACUGGGUUGGAACCUGCUGCUUUUGCUGCACUUGUUCCUAACAGUGCGGAGAAGGUUCUCUGUGAGGUGAUUGAGGAAAUAAUGGGUGACCAUGAGAUGCUGACAGGAAAGAACACUGAGUGAAGAGAAUCUGAAGUAGCAAAUGGGCGAAGCAGAAUGACAAGGCCUAUGAAGAACAUUCAGGAACACUGGAGAAACCAUGAAACGACCUCCUGAAAUCACCAAGUGCUAGGAUUCUAGGAUUGUUAAUGGAUCGUGAAGCCCCGGAUCGGAGAAGAAGGAUUGAGAGGGAAUUCGUGAAGACCCGGCCCAAUGGUCGGAAGGGCCCAAGGCCUUGCUAGAAUUAACACUAACUUAGUGUUACCCUCAGGUAUAUGUGCUAACUAGGUUUCACAUCGGUGGGCUCGAUGUUACGCCUUGUCUUCACGUCUCGGUAGUCCUCGACUUAUUUAGUUUGUUUUAUUUAUUCUCUAGUAAAAAUGCUCUGUAAGUCAGAUUCUCUUUCGCUGUUAUCUUUUUUUUGUAAAUUUUAAAUUUAAAGCUGUUUUUUGUAAAAGUCCUAAUAUUAUUUACAUUUUUUUGUAACUUUAUAUCUUGCUGGUAA